This is a messenger RNA of Staurois parvus, 377 nucleotides long. The record is from the annotation of a GenBank genome assembly. Lineage: Eukaryota; Metazoa; Chordata; Amphibia; Anura; Ranidae.
AUGUCAGUGCGUCUUAUAAGGCGAAUAUGGAGCGGCCGGUCCGGUAUUUCCACCGCGGCCGUGUCAGAAUACCGGGCCGGCCGCUCAGCUCUGCAGCUGGACCUUACCUGUUCCUCUAUCCAGCGGCGUACUGUCUUCCCGGCUUCUGUAGUGUGGGCACUGGGCAUGACAGCCGGGUGCCCAGUGCGCAUGUGCGAGAAGCGGUGCUUUUUGUGAAUGGUAAGGCGGUACCUGGGACACAUGACAGAUCCCAGAAGCCGCCGGACCAAUCACAAAGCGCAAUGCUUCUCGCUCAUGCGCACUGGGCACCCGGCUGUCAUGCCGAGCGCCAUUACAGAAGCCGGGAAGACAGCGCGCGGCUGGAUAGAGGAACAGGU